This is a messenger RNA of Linum tenue, 1336 nucleotides long. The record is from the annotation of a GenBank genome assembly. NCBI's taxonomy places the organism in Eukaryota, Viridiplantae, Streptophyta, Magnoliopsida, Malpighiales, Linaceae.
AUGUUAGAAAGUGAUGCCAAGUUUACAAUCUUCCCGAGGCAGAUAAAAGAUCAAGAGUCUAGAUUCCCCACUUGUUUCCUUUCCUUCAGACACACCAUGCUUAAGGUUCCAGAACACCAGGUUGCCGGCCAUCAAGCCCUCGGCGGGCACCUUGGUCCCCUCAUAGACGACUCAGGACGCUUCUACAAACCUCUGCAGGGUGAUGAACGUGGCUCCAAGGAAAUGUCAUUCUACACAUCGUUUUCUUCCAACACAAGGGUUCCAGAACACAUCAGGAGGUUCUUCCCGGUCUUUCAUGGCACUCAACUUGUAGAGGCAUCCGAUGGAUCUGGCAGGAAACCCCACCUUGUCUUGGAAGACGUCACUUCAGGCCAGUUUAAACCCUGCGUCAUGGACAUUAAGAUUGGUUCAAGAACAUGGUACUCAGAGUCUUCCGAGGACUACAUUCAAAGGUGCUUAAAGAAAGAUAUGGAAACCAGCAGUUUGUCUCUGGGGUUCAGGAUAUCAGGGCUGCAGGUAUAUGGUAACAAAGAAUCUGAAGUUUGGAAGCCUGAGAGGAAGGUCGUUCAGAAGCUUGAUGCUGAUGAAGUUAGGUUGGUCCUGAAAAGGUUUGUUUCCUCUGACCCCUCUCCUGACCUGGAAUCCAACCCCGAUUGUUGCUAUGCAUCGAGUGUUUAUGGUGGUUCUACUGGGAUCUUGGCCCAGUUGCUGGAGCUGAAGGCCUGGUUCGAGGAUCAGACUACCUAUCAUUUCAAUUCUUGUUCGGUUCUCAUGCUGUAUGAGAAGAAGCCAUUGCUUCCGAAGAAAGGAGGGAGUUCAGCUGCUGAAGUCAAGCUUAUUGACUUUGCUCAUGUCACUGAGGGCAAAGGCGUUAUUGAUCACAACUUCCUGGGAGGGCUGUGUUCGUUUAUAAAGUUCAUCUCUGAGAUCCUUACCAACCCAGAUGAACAAUCUCCCAGAGCUUGCUCGCAGUACUCGGAUAAGAAUGGUGGUGCCACUGAAAAUGGUGCUGCAGAAUCAAAAUAGCACUUAUUUGGUGGUAUGGUUUCCGGCCUAAGGCGUAUCAUGUUUUUAUGUUGACUAUGGUUUCUCACCUGUGUCCUGGAUGUGUUGACGAACUUCUAUUAACGCAAGAGGAGGAUAGCUUGUCGUUUAAACUGUUGUCGUUUGAAUUUUGAACAGAACUCAUGUACUUCUGACUCAUGUUUUACCAAGCCAAGUUCCCAGUUUUAAUUUUGCUGGUGAUUUACCCUGCCAAUGGAGGAAAUAUUCGCGUUAAUGCAGUUCUGAGAUGAAAGUAAAGGCAAGGGUUACCUUUAUCAACUUUUACAAAUUA